Messenger RNA from Cynoglossus semilaevis (tongue sole), 1771 nucleotides. RefSeq names its product protein max-like. Lineage: Eukaryota; Metazoa; Chordata; Actinopteri; Pleuronectiformes; Cynoglossidae. The transcript has 4 exons. Gene Ontology annotation, molecular function: protein dimerization activity; DNA-binding transcription factor activity. Gene Ontology annotation, biological process: positive regulation of transcription by RNA polymerase II. The record is from RefSeq and is a predicted model, not a curated record. Gene Ontology annotation, cellular component: RNA polymerase II transcription regulator complex. The coding region runs from base 203 to 670 and encodes 155 amino acids.
UUUGCGCUGUAUGUGUUUUCCUGUCCAUGUGUAGGCGAAUCACGUGUAGGCAGACCUUUGAGCGUCAUGUCUCUGCUGUAGCACAGCACUUCUGUGCUACAUGAUAUUGUUUUCCUCCAGUUGUCGCUACACUUUGUUUUGACAGCUGCUCGUUUUUGUUUUCUUUUUUUUUUCCUCUCGUAGCCAUUUGUUGAACCGAAGAAUGAGCGAAAACGAUGACAUCGAAGUCGACAGCGAUGCAGACAAGCGAGCACAUCACAAUGCGCUGGAACGCAAACGCAGGGACCACAUCAAAGACAGCUUUCACAGUUUACGAGAUUCCGUGCCUUCGCUACAAGGGGAGAAGCACUCUGUUUUACAGGCUUCCCGAGCUCAGAUUUUAGACAAAGCAACAGAGUACAUCCAGUUGAUGAGACGGAAAAACAACACCCACCAGCAAGACAUUGAUGACUUAAAGAAGCAGAAUGCUCUUUUGGAGCAGCAGGUUCGUGCACUGGAAAAAGCCAAGGGGAACAAUCAACUUCAGACAAACUAUUCUUCUGACAGCAGCUUGUACACAAACCGUAAAGGCAGCGCCGUGUCUGCCUUCGACGGCGGGUCCGACUCCAGCUCUGAAUCAGAGCCGGACGAGCCACCCACCAGAAAGAAACUCCGCUCGGAGCCCAGUUAGGCUCCCGCUGUUCCUGGCACUCUAAAGUGACUCUUGUAACCCACCAGCCCUGAUCUUCUCGUACCUGUCCGCACUUCCUAGUCCUGCCUUCCUACGCCAGUCCAGAAGACCAGGUGGAGACUGUGUGAGCAAGGUGCUAUUAUGUUUCAAACGCUUCUACUCCCUUUCUAUCACCCAGCAAGCAUCACAUCACUCCUGUUGGGAUUAAAACCACAACUUUUACGACCCUGAAAAUGAGGCAGCUGUGCAGUUUUUGAAGGAUUAAUGCUUUUUAAAUUUCAUAACGAUGAUUUCAUAAAACUAACGUGGAAACCACAGGAUAUGAGGCUCUACUGAAGCUUUGCGGUUGUUGAAACCAUUUCACUGAACCCAUGUGCAGGAAUUCCAAGACCAAUGACAAGAAACGUUAAGUAUGACUAGUUUACCUUUUUAAUAUUGAUACUUUUCCAACGAGAGAAAAAUGUGAAGUUGUUUUUGCAAAAUGCGACCCCCUUUUCCUUUAACAUUGGUGGCAGCAAUUUUUGUCGUUAAAAAUGUUCUCGAAUUGGAACGAUCUAUUUAUACUGUAGUGACGCCCUGAAAUGAUUUUCUUAACACAUAUAUAUAUAUAUUCUUAUGGCGGAUUGACUUCUGGUUCGACUUGAGAUUUUUCCAGAGAGACUUUGUCGUUUUAGCGGAGCUCUCGCACGUUUCACGAUUUAGUUGAUUUUUUCCCAAUCAAUAUUGUUUUGAUAUAAAUACUGAAUAAAAUGUGGGUAUAAAAAAAAUCCCCACGAUGGAAACGGAAUGUUACAACGAGCAGUUAAAGGGCAGUGAUGUUUAUUUUUUCAAUGGGAUUCCGUGUCAGUGUGUACUAUAUAACACUGUAAACUCUUAAAUGGCGUCAGCUCUGCAGAGAGAAGCCUUCCCUUAAAAUAUUUGCCUGUGCUGGGGUUGUCUGUCUUUCUUUACUCUGAGCUGUAUUAGUGUGUAUGUAGUCAAUCAUUUGUUUUGUUCCAUUCCAUGGAAAUUACUGGUAUGUUGUACAUACUGCCAACGGUUGUCUUGCAAGUUAAGGCAUACCUUUGUUAUGAGACUAUGAAUAAAACUAUUUUAUCCUUU